Messenger RNA from Glycine soja, 1209 nucleotides. Its product is annotated as protein EXORDIUM-like 2. The record is from RefSeq and is a predicted model, not a curated record. NCBI's taxonomy places the organism in Eukaryota, Viridiplantae, Streptophyta, Magnoliopsida, Fabales, Fabaceae. Bases 33 to 926 code for a protein of 297 amino acids. The transcript has a single exon.
CCACCCACAAGAAACACACUCUCACAGUCACAAUGGUUUCUUCUAAUUGCUACUAUCUUGCAUUGGUAUGCUGCUGUGUUCUGCUGCUGCUGAACCCCACCGUGGGGGAGCAGGACGAGCAGAACUUGGUGCUCCAGUACCACAAAGGCGCGCUCCUCAAGGGGAGGAUCACCGUUAACCUGUUAUGGUACGGCAGCUUCACCCCAAUCCAACGCUCCACAAUCGUUGACUUCAUAAAGUCGUUAAGCUCCUCCCCGGGGGCCCCACUUCCCUCGGUGGCAUGGUGGUGGAAGACGACGGAGAAGUACAAUGGGGGAUCCACUACGCUGGUCGUAGGGAAGCAAAUCCUGCAACAAACUUAUUCCCUCGGAAAGUACCUCAACGGAACACAGCUACUCUAUCUCUCCUCACGCUUCAACGACCUCAACGCCAUCAACGUCGUUCUCACAUCAAACGACGUCGGCGUCGACGGCUUCUGCAGGAGCCGCUGUGGGACCCACGGAUCCAUUAACGGGAAGGCCCGUAUACCGUACAUGUGGGUUGGGAACUCCGAGGCCCAGUGCCCUGGGCAAUGCGCGUGGCCCUUCCACCAGCCCGCUUACGGCCCACAGACGCCGCCGUUAGUUGCGCCUAACGCCGACGUUGGGGUUGACGGGAUGGUUAUAAACAUAGCCACGCUUUUGGCGGGAACCGUGACGAACCCGUUCAACGAGGGGUUCUAUCAGGGUCCUCCCACGGCGCCGUUGGAGGCCGUUUCGGCCUGCACGGGGAUUUUCGGGAGCGGGGCGUAUCCGGGUUAUCCGGGUCGGGUUCUGCUGGACAAGACGACGGGGGCCAGCUACAAUGCGUACGGCGGCAACGGGAGGAAGUACCUCUUGCCGGCCAUGUGGGACCCGCAGACCUCCGCAUGCAAGACGCAGGUGUAAACGACUUGGCUCAAUGAAUCAAAGCUCUUGUUUGUUGUGCGUGACGUGUAAAUUCAUUUUCUACGUGGUCAAUGUUUUAAAUAUUGAUAUAAAUAAACAAUGGAAUAGAAUAUUCUUAUUUUCAUUUUUAAAUCUUCUUACUUUACUUUUCUGAAUUUCAGAAAGGUAAAACUGUUCGCUUUACAUUUAUUAGCAGAAAUAAAAAAGCAACUUGUAAACCCAAUAUUCGACAAAGUAUGUAGCACACAGAAAUACAAGCAAGUGAAAGUUGAACUUCAUUACA